Molecule: messenger RNA, 2292 nt
Organism: Acromyrmex echinatior (Panamanian leafcutter ant)
Lineage: Eukaryota; Metazoa; Arthropoda; Insecta; Hymenoptera; Formicidae
Product: prestin
Biological process (GO): transmembrane transport
Cellular component (GO): membrane
Source: RefSeq, a predicted model, not a curated record
UAAAAAAGAAAUAAUGCGAAACGUUUAAGAAAGCACCGACAAGUCUAAACAAAUCUGACAAGUGGCCUCGGAGAUAGAUAUACAUUGUAUAGAGCAAAAAAGAUAAUCUCACAUCAGUUUUGACAUUGAGCUCAGAGAUAGAUACAGUUGUUAAAAUUAAACACGUUCGCCAUUGUAGAUCAUGAACAAAAGCAAUAUGUUGCAAUUACGCUUAGAAAGGCCUCUUUAUGAACACGAAAUGCUGAAUCAAACUUACGAUUAUGAAAAACCAAAGUCAUCCUUGAUGCAGAAUGUGAUAAACAAUGUUAAGUCAAAGAAUUGGCAGUCUUGUAUAGUGUCGACAGUUCCAGUGGUACAAUGGCUCAGCCAAUAUAAUUGGAGGGAAGAUAUAUUGCCUGAUAUUAUUUCAGGUCUAACAGUAGCAAUUAUGCAUAUACCACAAGGUAUGGCUUAUGCACUUCUGGGAAAUUUACCGCCGGUAGUUGGCAUAUAUAUGGCCUUCUUUCCUGUCUUCAUAUAUUUCCUUUUCGGGACGUCCAAGCAUGUAUCUAUAGGAACUUUUGCUGUGGUUUGCCUAAUGACUGGCAAAGUAGUCACAUUUUACUCAAAUCCAUAUGUCGGACACACGUUUGCAAAUGCUACGGAUGCUGUUUUACAAAAUCUCCAAGAUGUCUCAUAUGGAUAUACACCUAUGCAGGUAGCAACAGCUGUGACAUUAAUGGUCGGAAUAUUUCAGAUAAUAAUGUAUACAUUCCGAUUAGGCAUUGUAACGACUUUACUGAGUGAAACUUUAGUAAACAGUUUUACAACAGCAGCUGCUGUUUAUGUUUUAAUAUCUCAAAUCAAGGAUCUUCUUGGUUUAAAAUUGCCAAAGCAAAAAGAUUACUUCAAAUUGAUUUUUACUGUUAUAGAUGUAUUUAAAGAAAUAAAGAAUACCAAUAUAGCCGCUGUAACUGUAUCGACUGUAUCAAUUAUUAUUCUUGUUGUCAAUAAUGAAUAUCUAAAGCCAAGAAUGAAAAAAAAAUGCAGCAUACCAAUACCCAUUGAACUUAUUGCAGUAGUUGGUGGAACAUUAAUCUCUCGAUAUUGUGAUUUACCAAAAAUUUAUGAUAUUGAAACCGUUGGGCAUAUUCCUACGGGAUUGCCCAAGCCAGAAGUGCCAAGUUUCGAAUUAUUACCCUUAGUAUUGGUCGAUAGUAUUGCGAUAACCAUGGUUUCAUAUACUAUCACUGUAUCAAUGGCGUUAAUAUUCGCACAAAAGCUUAAUUACGAGAUAGAUUCGAAUCAAGAACUUCUUGCAAUGGGUUUUAGUAACAUAAUGGGUUCUUUCUUCUCCUGCAUGCCAAUAUCGGCUUCCUUGAGUAGAUCUCUUAUUCAGCAAACCGUCGGAGGACGUACGCAGAUAGCGAGUAUUGUAUCUUGCUUAUUAUUGCUUAUUAUACUUUUGUGGAUCGGGCCAUUUUUUGAGCUUCUACCAAGAUGUGUCUUGGCUUCCAUAAUAGUUGUAGCGUUAAAAGGAAUGUUUCAACAAAUCAAUCAACUCGUUAAAUUUUGGAAACUAAGCAAAAUCGACGCUGUAAUUUGGAUUAUAACGUUUUUCGUGGUAAUAUUGAUAAAUAUCGACAUUGGAUUGCUUGCUGGAUUGCUCGUGUCGCUUGUCAUGAUUCUAUUGCAAGUUAUUCGACCUUAUACAUGCUUAUUGGGUCAUAUACCGCAUACAGAUCUGUAUUUAGACAUGGGUAGAUACAAAGCGGCGGUAGAGAUACAUGGAAUAAAAAUAUUUCACUAUUGUGGGACUUUGAAUUUCGCCAAUAAUAGCUAUUUCAAGUCCAUUGUAUACAAACUUGUGGGAGUGUGUCCACAAAAAAUUAUUAAGUACAGAAAAAAAUUGGCCGAAGAGAGUCGCUUUUUGGAUGAGAAAAACUCCAGAGAGACAUGUGAAUUACAGUGUAUAAUCAUGGAUAUGAGCGCGUUGAGUUACAUCGAUCCCAGUAGCGUUCAAGUCCUGCAUAUAAUCGUAGAAGAGUUCACUCAAGUGAAUAUUAAGUUUUACUUUGCUAAUUGUCCUAGUCCUAUUUUCGAAACAAUCAAGAAAUGUGACUUAUAUGUAUAUGGGACGAUGUCAUUGAAAAUCUUUGCAACUAUACAGGAUGCCAUUGCUUAUUUUCAAAGUGAAAUAGCCUCAAGAUAAUGGAAAAUACAAUAGUUUUCUAAUAUACUGUAGUAAGAUACAUAUAUAUAUGUAUACAAUAGGGUAGACCAAAAAAAUUUUUGAAAAUCAAUUAGCGAUAC